Salmo salar (Atlantic salmon) is the source of this 3052-nucleotide messenger RNA. Its product is annotated as protein FAM3C. The record is from RefSeq and is a predicted model, not a curated record. Lineage: Eukaryota; Metazoa; Chordata; Actinopteri; Salmoniformes; Salmonidae.
GCGUGAGAUGAGGUUUGGAAAGCGUAGCUAACAACCUCAAUCCGAAUUGUUCCAAAAUGGCUGCUGUCCUGCUAACUCACAUGAGGACAACAUAGCAGUCAUUCAGUCUUCUUGGUAUGACAAUUUGGACUACAAGGCAUUUCCCAUCCCUGUAUUGAGGUAUGUUUUCCGAACCAUAUCUCGCUCUGGCUCCAACCGUAGUGCAGCUGAGCAGUCGGGUCGGAUCUGCUGGCUAACUAAUUGUACUUACUAGGACGUUUUCAUUCAGCUGCCCUGAAUGUGGCUGUGUGUUUUUCCUUGCAGUUGAGACCUAGGCAACCAGGCAUACAUUGUGUUCUACUGACUGCAGAUUCUUGGGACCAACAUGAGAGCUGGAGGCAUCUUGAAGUUGGCUGCAUUGGUUUCGGUCUUUUUCCUGGCAGUUUUCCUUGCCUUCCAGCUGCUGGAAAUGAAUAUGGACUUCAGUUUGGGGAAUGUUUUUGGGUCUAUGCCUGUAGAGGAAGGCCCUACCAGACUGGACCGCUAUAAGUGUGGCCUCUCCAAGCCAUGUCCUGAGGGACACUUCUCCUUUAAGAUGGCCAGCGGAGCAGCCAGUGUUGUGGGUCCCAAAAUCUGCCUGGAGGACAACAUAUUGAUGAGUGGCGUCAAGAACAACGUGGGCAGAGGAAUUAACAUCGCCCUGGUUAACGGAAAGACAGGGGACCUCAUCAAGACAGACUACUUUGACAUGUGGGCGGGAGAUGUCAACACGCUCAUCACAUUCCUGAAGACUAUUGAAGAAGGAACAGUAGUGAUGAUGGCCACGUUUGACGAUUCGGCCUCCAAGCUGAACGACGAGUCCAAGAAGAUGAUUGGUGAACUUGGCAGUUCCAGCAUCAGCACAUUAGACUUCAGGGACAACUGGAUCUUUGUGGGAGGCAAAGGGAUUAAGACCAAGAGUCCCUUUGAGCAGCACAUAAAGAACAACGCCGACACCAACAAGUACGAGGGCUGGCCCGAGGUGCUGGAGAUGGAAGGCUGCAUACCCCAAAGACAGGAGUGAUCUUUUCACUUGAACCCUCGACCGGCCAUCUCCUGUUCCCUUCAUAGCCGACCCCUUCGCCUUUGGUUGCAUCUCCCAUUCUCUUAAAAUAGUGUACUUGCACACUUUCCUAUGAUGGCUCUAACAAUGGUGGAACCUCCCUCCACCCAAUGCUAACACCAACGCAACCUUUGUAUUUUAGAGACUGUCCCUCUGCGUUGCAGCUGUCAAUGUUUGCAGCAAUCGGUGUUUGACGUCAGGGAGCAUCCUUGUAUCUUCCUGUGUUUUUGUGUCAAAGUAUUGUCUAUUUAUAGGAAGAGGAAUGGAAGGGUAGCUGGUUUGGCAGAAAUCCCUGUUAUUGGUUAUUCAGCAGAAUGUACCAAGAUCACUGAAAUUUGUAAAUAGAACUACAAAAAAAGUAGCAAACUUUUGAACAUCCGUAUUGUAAUAUAAAAUCUUGGAAAGCUAUAUGGCUUAAGAUCCUUGUUACUUAAGAGUGAAUUUAUAUUAUAGCUUUUUAUCUUUAGUGAUUGGUCUUUUUUUAAUUGUUAGUUUUUGUGUGGGUUGGGUGUGGAAUGAAUGAGGAAGCAUAGAGCUAAAUUGUGUUAGUGGGGAUUUUGUCUUGUGUGCAUCUUCCUUGGAUAGAAUGGGAAUGGUUGGUUUUGGAUGGGGGUCAUGUACGUAUGUGUUUCAGUAAAAAUCUAACGAUAUUUUUAGGGAAAUAUUUAGCUGGUUUUGCUGAUUUUGAUAACAAAUCACUUGGGAUUUUAUUGGCACCUUGACAGCCUUGGAAAAACCAUUCAAGAAAUAGAUUGAUACAUUACAAAGAUGACUAGGUUUAGAUUUCCGUGGCUAGAUCUUACUUUCCCCAGUAUCUCUGGUUUACUUUAAAGACUACUAACUCUCUGCAUCACAUCUCUUCCACUUGGCUCUCCUAAAGCUUUGAUUACCUCAUUGUGACUGACUUUUUUUUGUUCUUUAUAUAAUGCAAAAACUGCCUAGGCUGAAGUUUUAGCUGAUUUACUGCUGGCUUUUGCAACAUGCAUCAUGUCCCCACUGGAUCUUGUUCAAUGAGCGGUCUCAGUACCACUGUUCAUUAGCCGUGGUCAUAUUAGCUACAAUUCAACCCAGCUGUCAUUUUGUCACACUUGGAAUGGAGUAAGCUACACACUGACGUGCAAUAGUCAGUUGGAAUAUAUAUAUAAAUAUAUAUAUAUAUAUGGGACUCCCAAUAUAAAAAUAAUACAUUUGACCUUUUAUUUAACUAAGCAAGUCAGUUAAGAACAAAUUCUUAUUUACAAUGAAGGCCUACACCAGCCAAACCCGGACGACGCUGGGCCAAUUGUGCGCCGCCCUAUGGGACUCCCAAUCACGACCAGGUGUGAUACCCUGGUUCCAUUCCAGGCUGUAUCUGUAGUGACUCCUCAAGCACUGAGAAUCAGUGCCUUAGACCGCUGCACCACUCAGGAACCCAUAGAUUGAUUCAGUGGAUUAAUUCCUGUUCUGUUUGCAUUUAGGGCAGUACAUGUAACCUAACACAAUGUGAUUGUGGAGGCUAUUCUGAAACCUGUUCCCCAUCCACUUCUCUAUGGAGUCAUUGUAAUGAAGGAUUUUCCCUUUUGUUGUGACAUUGGCAAGAUAUUUUAACACAAUGAAUGACAUCCUCCACAUUGCCUUUUAAAAAAAGAUCUGUGUUCUGUUCUUUGGUUUCAUUUGAGGACCUUGAGUGAAGUGAAAAGCCCAAAUCGAUACCCCAUCAAUGCCAUUCCUAAAACAAGUGUGUUCUUCCUGCUCUUAAAGGAAUUCAUCCCACCAAUGUGCCUUGUCUGACUUACAAAUCCAUAGACAGUCUAUGUAAUAAUCCCUAUUUCUGCAUCUCUACUAAACUACUGAUUCCUUAAUCAUACAUGUUGUUGCAAGGGGAACAAUUCUGAUAAUUGUGACUAAUUUUGUUGCAAUGUCUUACAUCUGUCGUGAAACAUUUCAAACAACUUACCAUUCAUGAGUAUGGUUAAUAAAGUUCAACCUGUC